AUGUGUGUGGUCCUUUUUCUCUGCCUGCAGGACUGCCCUCCAGACGCAGAGGACUUCAGAGCCCAGCAGUGCUCUGCCUACAAUGAUGUCCAGUAUCAGGGGCACUAUUACGAAUGGCUUCCAAGAUAUAAUGACCCUACUGCCCCCUGUGCGCUCAAGUGUCAUGCGCGGGGACAAAACUUGGUGGUGGAGCUGGCCCCCAAGGUGCUGGAUGGGACUCGCUGCAACGCAGACUCCCUGGACAUGUGCAUCAGCGGCAUCUGCCAGGCGGUGGGCUGUGACCGGCAACUGGGAAGUAAGGCCAAGGAGGACAACUGCGGCGUCUGUGCUGGCGAUGGCGCCACCUGCAGGCUGGUGCGGGGACAGUCCAAGUCACACGUGUCUCCUGAAAAAAGGGAGGAAAAUGUCAUUGCUGUCCCUCUGGGAAGUCGAAGUGUGAGAAUAACAGUGAAAGGACCAGCACAUCUCUUUAUUGAAUCAAAAACUCUUCAAGGAAGCAAAGGAGAGCACAGCUUUAACAGUCCUGGAGUUUUUGUUAUAGAAAAUACAACAGUUGAAUUUCAGAAAGGAUCAGAAAGACAAACCUUUAAGAUUGCAGGCCCUCUGAUGGCAGAUUUCAUUUUUAAGACCAGGUACACGGUGGCCAAAGACAGUGUGGUCCAGUUCUUCUUUUACCAGCCAAUCAGUCAUCAGUGGAGACAGACAGACUUCUUUCCCUGCACUGUGACAUGUGGAGGAGGGUAUCAGCUCAAUUCUGCUGAGUGUGUGGAUAUCCGUUUGAAGAGAGUCGUUCCUGACCAUUAUUGCCAUUACUACCCUGAAAACGUAAAGCCAAAACCAAAACUGAAGGAAUGCAGCAUGGAUCCUUGCCCAUCCAGCGAUGGAUUUAAAGAGAUUAUGCCCUAUGACCACUUCCAGCCUCUCCCUCGCUGGGAACAUAAUCCUUGGACUGCAUGUUCAGUGUCCUGCGGAGGAGGCAUUCAGAGGCGGAGCUUUGUAUGUGUUGAGGAGUCCAUGCAUGGAGAGAUACUGCAGGUGGACGAAUGGAAAUGCAUGUACGCGCCCAAGCCCAAGGUCAUGCAAACUUGCAAUCUGUUCGAUUGUCCCAAGUGGAUUGCCAUGGAGUGGUCUCAGUGCACUGUGACCUGUGGCCGAGGGUUACGUUAUCGCGUUGUCCUGUGUAUCAACCACCGUGGAGAGCACGUUGGAGGCUGCAAUCCACAGAUGAAGUUACACAUCAAAGAAGAAUGCAUCAUCCCUAUCCCUUGUUAUAAGCCACGAGAAAAAAGUCCAGUGGAAGCUAAACUACCUUGGCUAAAACAAGCACAAGAAUUAGAAGAGACAAGAAUAGCAACAGAAGAACCAACGUUCAUCCCAGAGCCCUGGUCAACCUGCAGUACCACAUGUGGACCAGGCAUUCAAGUCCGAGACGUGAAGUGUCGCGUCCUUCUCACAUUCACACAGACAGAGACCGAGUUGCCCGAGGAGGAGUGUGAGGGCCCCAAGCCAUCCACAGAGCGACCCUGCAUACUGGAAGUGUGUGAGGAGAGCCUUGCCUCCCGAAAGCCGGAUGCCAAGGUCCAGGAGGAGGACAGCGAGAUGACUUAUGACUGGGAGUACGCUGGCUUUACUCCUUGCACAGCCACAUGUUUGGGAGGCCAUCAAGAAGCCAUAGCAGUGUGCUUGCACAUCCAGACCCAACAAACAGUCAAUGACUCUCUGUGUGAUGCAGUCCACCGUCCCCCAGCCAUGAGUCAGGCUUGUAACACGGAGCCCUGCCCGCCCAGAUGGCACACUGGCUCUUGGGGACCCUGCUCAGCCACCUGUGGUGUUGGCAUCCAGACCCGGGAUGUCCACUGCCUGCACCCUGGGGACUCCCUUGCCCCUCCUGAAGAAUGCAGAGCUGAGAAGCCUCAUGCACUGCAAGCAUGUAAUCAGUUCGAUUGCCCUCCAGGCUGGCACAUUGAAGAAUGGCAGCAGUGCUCCAGGACCUGUGGUGGUGGCACCCAGAAUCGAAGAGUCACCUGUCGGCAGCUGUUGACAGAUGGAAGCUUUCUGAAUCUCUCAGAUGAAUUGUGCCAGGGUCACAAGGCAUCGUCACAUAAGUCCUGUGCCAGGACAGACUGCCCUCCACAUUUCACAGUGGGAGACUGGUCACAGUGUUCUGUGACCUGCGGUGUUGGAAUCCAACGAAGAAAGCAAGUGUGUCAAAGGCUGACAGCCAAAGGCCGGCGUGUCCCCCUCCAUGAGGAGAUGUGCAGGAACCUCCCGGGGCCCCCUCUCCUGAGAUCGUGCCAGAUGCCUGCGUGCACCAAAAGAAAAGGAGAGACAAAAACCAAACAACGCGAUCAGAGUCCUCAGAUCCUGGGCAUCCAGAGAGUCUACAUUCAGACAAGGGAGGAGAAGCGCAUUAACCUGACCAUUGGGAGCAGAGCCUAUCUGCUUCCCAACACAUCGGUGAUUAUUAAAUGCCCAGUGCGACGAUUCCAGAAGUCCAGGAUCCAGUGGGAGAAAGAUGGCCACUGUCUGCAGAACUCUAAACGACUGGGCAUCACCAAAUCGGGCUCCCUCAAAAUCCACAGCCUCGCAGCCCCUGACAUUGGUGUGUACCGGUGCAUUGCAGGCUCGGCCCAGGAGACGGUAGUUCUCAAGCUCAUCGGUACUGAUAAUCGACUCAUUGCACCCCCAGCCCUUCGGGAGCACAGGAGGGGAUAUCCAAUGAUGGGCCACAGCCAAGACAAUAGUUUGGGAGCCACAUGGCAUAAAAUGCGGCAAAUGUGGAAUCACAAAAAUGAGCUGUAUCUAGAUGAUGGCCAAAUUCAUAAGCAGCCUAUCUUGAGAGCUCUCUUGGACCCCUGUGGCAGUUCCGCAGGAAACACCAACUCCUGGGAGCUAAAGAACAAGCAGUUUGAAGCAGCCGUUAAACAGGGAGCCUAUAGCAUGGACACAGCCCAGUUUGAAGAGCUGAUAAGAAACUUGAGUCAGCUUAUGGAAACCGGAGAGGUCAGUGACGAGCUUGCGUCCCAAGUGAUCUAUCAGCUGGUGGCAGAGUUAGCUAAGGUGCAGCCUUCUCACCUGCCGUGGAUGGGUGUCCAGGAAGGGGGACCUCGCUCAUCUCAGCUGAGAGAGGAAACAGGAGGCAUGCCCCAAAACUCAAAUGCAAAGAACUCAGGCAAGCUGACCUUCAAGCCAAAGGCACCUGUUCUCCUGAGGGAAAGGCAUCCUCCCACCAUUUCAUUUAAUACAACAAUAAAUUCAAGGAUUGGAAAUACAAUAUAUAUUACAAAAAAGACUGUGAUCAUCAAUAUACUGUGUGACCUUGUAACCCCCAGUGAGGUCACAUACACGUGGACCAAGGAUGGAACGUUGUUACAGCCCUCAGUAAAGAUAAUUUUGGAUGGAGCGGGGAAAUUGCAGAUAUGGAACCCUACAAAAAAAGAACAAGGAGUCUACGGGUGCUCUGUAGCAAGUCGUCUUGGCUCGGAUGUAGAACAUUCUUCUGUGCUUUAUGCAGAGGCACCUGUCAUCUUGUCUAAUGAGAGAAAUAUCACCAAACUGGGGCCUGGACAGCUCUCUGCUGUGGUUGGAGGCAUUGUGGAGGCAGCCCUGCAAACGAACCUGACAAUCCAAUGUCCUGUGAAAGGUGUCCCUCAGCCCAAUGUAACUUGGUUGAAGAGAGGAAGAUCUCUGAAUGACAAUGUUCCCUUGCUUUUCAAUGGAUCCCUGUUGUUGCAGAAUGUUUCCCUUGAAAGUGAAGGAACCUACGUCUGCACAGCCACCAAUGCUCUUGGAAAGGCCAUGGCAGCCUCCGUACUUCACUUGCUGGAGAAAAGACGACCAGACAGUCAAGUUGUCUUUCGCAAGGGACAUAAAAAACAUGUUUUCCCAAAAUCCAACACUAGACCAAACAGCAAGGAUGCACCCAGAGAUGUCUUACUUCAAGAACCUUUUUGGGAACCUGGUAACUGGACACAGUGUUCUGCCACCUGUGGCCACUUGGGCACCAGUGUUCGGAGACCCCGAUGUGUGAUGGCCAAUGGGCAGGAAGUGAAGGAGACCCUUUGUGAUCACCUUGAGAAGCCCCUGGCUGGACCUCAGCCCUGUAACAUCCAGGACUGCCCUGCGAGGUGGUUGACCAGUACCUGGUCGGAGUGCUCGGUGUCUUGUGGGGAGGGAUUCCACAGCAGACAAGUAACAUGCAGAAGGAUGAGAGCCAAUGGGACUGUUCAGAUGGUACCUCUACGGGCAUGUGCUGCCAAAGACCAGCCUCUGGGGAGAAAACCAUGCUCUGGUCCUCCCUGUGGGCAAUGGACCGUGGAACCAGGGAGCCAGUGUCCCGGGCGGUGCAUUGGCCGAGCGGUGAGGAUGCAGCAGCAGCGUCACACAGCUUGUCAGAAGCACAACACUUCUGGAGCCCUGGACCCCCACUGUGAUGACAGAAGGAGACCUGCCCUUCGGAGGAACUGUUCCUCAGGGGCCUGUGAUGUGUGUUGGCGCAUAGGCCCGUGGAGACCUUGUACAGUGACCUGCGGCAGUGGCUUCCAGGCUCGGAAGGUGGACUGUGUGCACAGGGGGAGCUGCAGGCCUGUGGUGGAGAGGCACUGUGGGCAGCAGAAGCCGGCUUCCUGGCGCCACUGUCUUGGGCCUUCCUGUGAUAGAGACUGCGCAGACACCACGCACUACUGUAUGUUUGUAAAGCAUCUUCAUUUGUGUUCGAUAGACCUGUACAAACAGAGGUGUUGCCAGUCAUGUCAAGAAGGGUAA
Messenger RNA from Elephantulus edwardii (Cape elephant shrew), 4764 nucleotides. It is a transcript of the gene ADAMTSL3, whose product is annotated as ADAMTS-like 3. Gene Ontology annotation, cellular component: extracellular matrix. Gene Ontology annotation, biological process: extracellular matrix organization. The record is from RefSeq and is a predicted model, not a curated record. The transcript has 25 exons. Gene Ontology annotation, molecular function: metalloendopeptidase activity. The coding region runs from base 1 to 4764 and encodes 1587 amino acids. Lineage: Eukaryota; Metazoa; Chordata; Mammalia; Macroscelidea; Macroscelididae.